CAAUCAGGGUUGCUGCGCGCGAGUUGAUCGCGACCAUGCAGAAAGACAGAUGCAAUGGGCGUUGUUGCGAGCCACAGCGGUCGGUCGCUCCGGCCAUAUAUUAGUGGCGUUGGCUGAUGGUGACACCGAGAUGCAACGUUGAAUUACUGCCGGCCAUUGAACUCUGAGCGGGGAAGUGGCCCCGGCCGGUCCGGGCUGGCCUGGAGAUGGGAAGACGACAAUGAUGAAUUGCUUCAGGAAUUUCAGCAAAAUUUGGGUAUCACAACCGCAGCCUAAAUUCAUGACCUUCAGAAAACGAUCAAGAAGGAAUGGAUGGAGUUGGCCGCUGCAUCCAUAUCAACUACUUUGUUGGUUGCUCUACCUAUUUGAUUUUAUUGCCAUAUUUGGCUUUCUUAUCCCAGUUAUUCCAGUUUGCUGGGUGUAUGCUAUGUACAUUUGGUUUGGUGUUGUGUUUUCAAUCCACAUCAUACUUUACACAUUUGCAACAACAAUUGACCCAGCCGAUGUCAAAGUUCGAGCCAAACGCUAUAAUAGAAUACUGCCUUUGUUUGACCGCAACCUUCAUCAACAUGUCAUUGAAAAUGAGUACUGCUUUCUCUGUGAAGUUGAAGUAGGUUUGAAGACCAAGCAUUGCAGUAUGUGUAACAAAUGCAUAGCUGACUUUGAUCAUCAUUGUAAAUGGCUCAAUAAUUGCGUAGGAGUCAGGAAUUACUGGUUUUUCCUGGGCUGUGUUAUCUCAGGUAUAAUUGGUGCUCUACUAAUUGUAUGCCUUUCGUCCUUUGUGCUCAUUGGCUACUUUCUGAAUCGAGAUAUUCUUCGGACCAACCCACUAUAUGAGUCAACCGUAGGUGGUCCUGAGGUCUGGAUUCUAUUUCUCCCACUAGCUCAUGUUUAUGUGAACACUGCUACUUUUCUUACUAUCACUGUGAUCACCAUUGGACUAGGUCUGGGUUCACUAAUAACUGAAAUUCAGCUUCUGUACUUCCACAUCUACCUGUUAUGGUACCGGAUAAGCACUUUUGAUUAUGUGAUGCGCCAGCGUCGACUGCGUGCAACAGAAGUUCCCCCCGUGCUUCCAAAUGUAAAUGCAAGGCCAAAGUCAAGUCCCAAUACAAUGCCAACUACAAGUUCAAAUCCAAAAGCUUCACCCACAACAUCUCUUCAGACUAGUGAAAAUAUGAGUGUUCAGCCAGUUGUCAUUAGUGGACUUGUCAUUGAAAGCACCUCGUUGACUGACCCAAAGACAAUGAAGGCAUUAGGGAAGAAUCAGAUUGCUGGCACAAACUCAACCAUUAUCCAGAUGGAGAAUAAAACGUUGCCGAUCAGAGGACAUAAAGUUAAGAGGAAGGCCAAAUCGAACAGAGACGUAGUUGACGAUAUGCCUUCAACCAGAGCUUAUAUUCCACCAAUUUCUUUCAUCAAUACGGAAAAGGUUUCUUCGUUGCAGGCUAGAGCACUGCCUGUCCCAGGCCACCCGUCAAGGUCUUCUCUUCCACUCGCACGGAAAGGGAUCAUUGUAAGCAAGCAGAAAAUCUAUGUGCGGGCUGCAGGCCCUCCGCCUGAGUACCAUUCCGAUUCUGUGGAGUCCAUGAUUGAAAUUCCAGUGGCCCAGACAAGCAUCGCGGGCAGUGAAGCAACUGCCAACCAAACCAACACAAACGCAAAUGACUACUUCAGGAAGGUUUCUCUGAGUCAGAUUCCCAAACACCAGUCUUUAGCUGGAGAAAUAAUGGUGCCCCUAUUGCAUCCAAGCAAAAGGAAGAGUGUUAGUAGAUACCCAGGCUUAGAUCCCAAGAGUAAGAAACCUCAAAGUGCUCCUUCUGUGGUUAUCCUUCAAAAGAGUGAUGACAUGCCCCUCCCUGUACCGUUGCAUAAAUCUAAAUCUGGAUCUGGUAACAGGAGAUUCGUCAAUAAGGUCUAUCCAGACCUACCGGCGUCUCGUGCUCCAGACAACAAAUAACUUAGACACAAAAGAAGACAACAUUUGGAUGAUUUUAAAUUCACAUGUUAAAACUAGAUCCCUAACAAUCAUCCAGGUUUGAUAUGUGAGAAUGACAAAGGCAUGACACAUGAUUUUACUUGAACAUAGCAGUCUAAACUGUAAAUGCUCAAUAUAUUUCCCCUUUUUCUAUUCAUACAUCAACAGGGGGCGAGAUAUUUCCUCUUUAAUAUGCAUAUAUCAAAAAGGAUUGGCAUAAUUUCCUCUAAUCUCUGUACAUCAAUUAGAGUUGAAAUAAUUUGCUCUUUAAUAUCCAUUCAUUAAUGAGGGUUGAUAUUUCCUCUAAUGUCCAUACAUCAAUGAGGAUUGAUAUAAUGUCCCCCUUUUAAAUCCAUACAUCAAUAGGGGUUGUAAAUAAGUGGAUAUAGUUUAUUUUUAAUAUUAAUGUUAUUUAUUAAUAUACAUCUAUAUAUCAUCAGGCCAAUUAUGAAAUGAAACUGUUUCUCAGGGCACAGAUUCACCGCUAAGUUUUGUAAGUACAGUAUAUAUUUUUAAACAUUCUGCUUGCCCUCCAAUUUAUAAAUUGUGUACAUUGGAAUUCGAAAUUGUGACAAUCUGAGGCAAACAAAUGUAACAGAUUCUAUCCAUCCAUUUCCUGGAAGCGUCGUAUUUAUUUUGUGUGGCCUUAGCAAUGAUGUCCAUUUCAUUCGAAUCUUCCUCAAUAGAUAAUCACGUGCCAAUCGCUUUAUGUGGUACAUCCGUACAUCAAUAAGGGUUGAUAUAAUUUCCCCUUUUUAUAUCCAUCCAUCACCAGAGUUUUAAAAUAAAUGUAAAUAGUUUUUAUUUUUAUAAGAAUAUUAUUUAUUAUUAAAUAUACAUCUAUAUCCUCAGGCCAAUUUUGAAAUGGAACUGUUUCUAAGGCGCUAUGUUUUGGAAGUAUUUUUUUAAGCAUUAAGAUAUCCAAUUUACAAAUUAGAUAUCAGUGACAAUCUGAAUAGAAAUUUAAGAGGUUCUUUUAAUAUAGUUCCUGGAAACAUAGUAUUUUUUUGUGGCCUUAGCAAUCUUUUAGUGGUAGUAUGACGGAUCUUUUUAAUGUUUAUUUUAUUCUAUAGAUAAGUUUAAGAGCCAAUCUCUUUUUUGGAUGUAAUUUUCAUGUUAAGACUGUAAUACUGUUUCGUUAUUUAAAUAAACAUUCAAAAUUACAGCUUUUUUAAAGUAGUAUCAUUGCUUCACUAUAAUGUCGCAUACAAUUAAGGGUUGGUUCCUCCUGUUUUCUAUAACAUUUCUGCAAUGUAAAAUUAAAUAUUGGGAAGACCAAACCGAUUGUCUUCAGUUCCUUGCCACAAACUGCAACAAUUUUUGCUCGCCUGUUUGUGAUGGCACUGGAAU
Messenger RNA from Amblyraja radiata (thorny skate), 3328 nucleotides. Its product is annotated as zDHHC palmitoyltransferase 1. Bases 221 to 1960 code for a protein of 579 amino acids. Gene Ontology annotation, cellular component: endoplasmic reticulum; Golgi apparatus. The record is from RefSeq and is a predicted model, not a curated record. Gene Ontology annotation, biological process: peptidyl-L-cysteine S-palmitoylation; protein targeting to membrane. Gene Ontology annotation, molecular function: protein-cysteine S-palmitoyltransferase activity. Lineage: Eukaryota; Metazoa; Chordata; Chondrichthyes; Rajiformes; Rajidae. The transcript is spliced from 11 exons.